Messenger RNA from Hemibagrus wyckioides, 5611 nucleotides. RefSeq names its product rho-associated protein kinase 2-like. The record is from RefSeq and is a predicted model, not a curated record. Lineage: Eukaryota; Metazoa; Chordata; Actinopteri; Siluriformes; Bagridae. The transcript is spliced from 13 exons. Bases 3226 to 5136 code for a protein of 636 amino acids. Gene Ontology annotation, molecular function: GTP binding.
UAUAAUAACCUUUUCUGGUUUGUCUUAAUUGUCAUUUGUUUUUAGAUUUGUUAUUUUGUUUUUGGACACACACACACACACACACACACUUUAUGAUGCCAGUUGUGCAGCAGGCUGUUGGCGCUUGUUUUUCCUGCUUCUCAGAUAAGGGGUGUAAGAAAGAGAAAAUGAAAGUAGCUUGUGGUGAAAUGCAAAACAGGACAAAAGUUUGAACAGUUCGUUCUCUGUUCAAGGCGAAAGUAACUGAAAAACAACUGCUGGAGAAAGAUGGCUGAAGGCAAACCAAACGCAACACAAUCUUGUGCUGAAGUUACACAGAAUAAAGCUGCCUCUUGCAAUGUCACACGACCGAAGGAAGAAAAGGAAUCUGACACAAACACAAAUGAAGAAUCUCAGAAAUAUAACCAGGAUGUUCAACAAGUAGGAAACCAAGCUCAAGGUGAAGGGGAACACAAAGAGUGUUGUAAGGACCAAGGCCUGACAAAUCAAAAAAAGGAAAAUACAGAGCAAAAUGAAGACACUGUGCAGAAACAGUUGGAGAAAAACAAUGGGCAAGAAGAAAAGAAAAGCGGACUAACAGAAAAUGGUGUAAAAAACGAGGACGAUAACACAAAUCCAGUACACAAUGAAUGUCAAGGUGAGAAGAAUGACAAGCCGGAAGAACAAAAUACAGCAGUGGAUGGGAUGAUGGCACAGUCUGAAAAGGAGAAAAGUCAGGAGGAGGAAAAGCAAGGUCACAGUAAAAGUGAAGAACAGUCUUGUAAGGAGCCAUGCCCACAGAAUGAAAAAAGAGAAGAGCAUGAUGAAGACAUGGAGGGGAAACAAAGGGAGAAAGGCCAAGAGAAAGAGCAAUAUACUGGAGAACGUGGAGGAAAAAAAAGUGAAGUAACAAUCGAUAAUUUAGAAGACACAGUGGUGAACAUAGAACAGGUACAGAAGAAUGAAAAUCAAGGUGAAAAGAACAAUAAACCAGAAGAAAACAAUAUACAAGCAGAUGAGGCCACAGCAGUGUGUGAAAAGGAGAAAAGCCAGGUCGAUGAGAAAGCCAUAGAACCAAGGGAUCAGAGCAGCAAAGUAACCAUAAACAAUGUUAAGGAAGGAGAAAAUGAUGAAGAAAAUGUCCAAAGUGGAGGAAAAGGUAGUCAAGAUAGAAGUGACAAUAAACAAGCAGAGACGACAAAAGCUGAUCAGCAAGAGCCCAGAAAAGCCAAGGAACAUAAAAAGUUCAGAUUUUUUAAAAAAAGGAAAUAUAUCACCAUCAAGACUGGCAACACUCAAGAUACACAUGAGGAGUUUUUGAAACUUCUCCAUAGACAGAAAGCCACUCUAAUACAUGUGGAUAAAGAAAAGGAGUUCAAAUUCAUUAUGGUUUUCUGUCCUGUGGUUUCCCGAGCUGGAACAGAUAUUGAAGCAGCACUGUGUCAACUAAACAAAAAAUCAGACACCAAACCUGCUAUUCUAGUUGUUCUCCAUUGUACAAAUGAUCCAGAGUGUGUUGUACCAGAGAGCAGAAGAGCUGUAUCCAGACAGAAGAUUAUCGCAGUUGACUGUCUGUUCAGCGAGGAUUAUGGAUUACAUAAAUGCGAGAAGAAUAAAGCGGCUAUGUGCAAAGUUGUUCAAUGGCUCAAAACAAAACCAUGGAGAGAAUCAAGGUGAAGUUCAGUACAAGAGUAACACACUCAAUGAUGAGCUGGUGUGAUGCAGCCUCCUGUUAAAGGGCGAAGCUUAUUAUUUUUCCAUAAAAGCAUCUUUUUGAUUGAUUUGUCUUUUCUCUUCAAAAAAUAUAUAUAUAUAUAUAUAUAUAUAUAUAUUAUAUUUAUGUCUAACAAGUUAUCAAUUACAUUCUAAAAAUUAUUACCAGCUGUUUCCACAGCUGCUUUUUGUUCUCUCACUUCUCAGUGAUGCAUUUAAAAAAAAAAAAAAAAAAAAAAAACCCCUGCAGUUUAUCAUGCUACAAAAAAUUGUGUGACAGAAAAUUUACUGAUUUUUUUUCUAGGCACUGACAUUGGUUAAUCUUUUGAAAAAUCUGUUUAGUACUUUUUUUUUUAUUAUUUAUUUAUUUUUUUACUAAUUUACAGUUCUUACAUUAUUGCAAACAUAUCACACUUGUUCCUGUUUUUCAAACAGUUUCACAGUAAAUAUGCUUUAGUUAAAUCUGCUUUAUUAGUUUAUAUGCAUUUUAUGGACUCCACUGAUACCAGGUCAUGAAUAAGACAUUGCAUUUUGGCUGUCAUACAACUUUCUGCAUUUGAACCAGGAUAAGACUGAAGAUCACCACAGCAUUUUAGAUCCAGCAGCUAAACAUUAUUCUCCUCGGCAUUUGAGAUCCUGAGGUCUUUUGAUCAUCCAUUUAUGCCCCCCCCACACAAAUUCUUUAUCUAAUCUAUUUAAUAUCUGAAUUUCAUUGUUUUUCUAUCUAAAUCAAUUGCCAUCUGUUAAAUAUUCUUGCUAUAAAAAUAAAGCUGAAUUAACUUGAAAGCUGACUGGUUAAGAGACUUUGACCUUGUAGGCUGUACAAAUGUCACAUAUGAUUUGGGCGACACGUAGGCACCAAAACAACUGAAUGUUGGUGUACAACAUGGCAACAAUUCCCCUGCUUCCAUAUCCUGGUUCAAUCCUAAAUACACUAUAUAAUUUACUCAUCAUAUUAUUAAUUUAAGUGCAAUAAGCCUAUUAGGCGUAACCUAAUAUGUUGCUUAGUGAUUAAGAUUAAAUUAAUUUUCUUCAUACUGAAUAAAAAUCACGAUAAUAAAAUAAUGGCAUGGCAUUAAAUGGCACAGUCGAUGUACAGAAGAGUUAAGAGUUACUGUUAUGAUUAUCUCAGGAUGACAUUUAUUCAUGAUCCAGUACAUUUCAAUAAUUUGGACCCUGAUUACUGAUAUUUUAAGGUAACACAUAUUGUAGGUAAGACUAUUUGUGAGGUUACAGGAAUAAUGUAAACAGUGUAAACACAAGCAGUGAAAUGACAAAAAAUAUUGUAAAGUGGAAUUUUUUCUCAAAUGCACGUUCAUAAAUCAGUGGACGAAAGUAAAAGUAUCUUAACUUCCUGUUUGAAAACCGAAAAUUGUGCAACUGACACACUAAAGCAGCAGGUGUCUGUGAGAACAGCAACGAUUCAGGGGGAACGUUAAGUGAUUAAAAAUCACUUUAACAUAUAAAACAGACUCAUUAUAUCAUACUAUUCUCUCUAUUUCUCUAACGGAUUUUAAAGAAUUGAAAUCAGAGAUGGCUGCAGCAUCCAACUCCCAGUUUAAACUCCUUUCCCACCAAGAUAAACGGGUUCAGCUUGGCUCAGCAGUCACGUUCUCGAGUAGUCUGUCUCCUGAAAUCAGUGCUGUUGACAUGGAGAUCCGAUGGUUUAAGGGGACAGACUGUGUUUGUCUCUAUAAGAACAGAAAGGUGACAGAAGGGAGAGGCUACAAGGGCAGAGUGAGUCUGUUCACUCAGGAGCUGGACAAAGGAAACAUCUCCUUGCAGCUGAGUGAGAGCCGUGAAUCAGAUAUAGGACAUUACCUGUGUCAGGUGACUGACGGAGAAAGAGUGGGGAAGCUUACAGUAAGACUGUGGUGGCAUCCUCUUCAAAGCUUAAGCAGAAUCUUUCAGUGUGGUGUCAUUCCCUAUGUUAACGUCCAGCAGUGGGGAAAAAAAUGGACAGAAGAGGAGAAAAUGAAAAUGGAAGAGUCUUCAUUGCUGACUGAAUAUAAUACAGAUGUAAAAAGCAUCAUGAAGGAACUUCUAAAAAAGCACAGCGCAUUAGAAAAAACUGAGCAGCGACUGAAAAGCACCAUGCUCGACCUAAACAAAGCAAAAGAAGAACUAGAAGUUACUGCAGAUCCAGACAUAUCAGGCUCUGUGUCAAAACUGGAGUCUUCGCUCAUGGGUGGAGCAUCAUCAAGUUCAAAUUCUUCAGAAUUGCGGUUAGUGUUGCUCGGGAGGACGGGGUCUGGAAAGAGUGCAGCAGGAAACACCAUCCUGGGCAGAGUGGAGGUAAACCUGGAUGAAACAUCUACAGCCACUCAGCAGAGUGAGAGCACACACGGGGAGGUGGCUGGGAGGAAGGUGUCUGUGGUAGACACACCGGACUGGUUUUCUCCUGGAUUCUCUGCGGAGAAGGUGAGGGAGGAUGUGGAACUCUGUUUCCGUUUGUCUGCUCCAGGACCCCACGCCUUCCUCCUGGUCAUACCUGUAAAGCAGCCUAUAGGAGAGGAGAGAGGGAUGCUGGAGAAAAUAGAGGAGAUUUUUGGAGAGAAAUCUUGGGAGACUGCCUUCCUCCUUUUCACUGUUUCUGAUGAAGUUCAGAAAACAAAUAUUGAGGAGUUUAUCCAAUCAGGAGACCAGGAGGUCCAGAGACUUGUAGAGAAAUGUGGGAACAGGUUUCACUGUCUCAAUGUUAAGGAGAGUGGAGAUGGUUCUCAGGUCUCAGAACUGCUGGAGAAGAUAGAGAAGAUGGUGGGCCAAAAUGAAGGGAAAUUCCACAGCAGUGAGAUAUACCUGGAUACAGAGUCUGAGAUUGAAAAAAUGAUUUUGUUGGCUAAAGAAAAGAAGAUAACAGAUGAAGAACGGGAAAUGGAAGUGAAACUAGUGGAGGAGCUCCAGAAAUCUCUGAAAAAGAUCGAAGGAAUGAUCCAGGAACAUGAAAAAGAUAUCACACAGCUAAACAAUCACAUAGCUGAAAUAGAAGGAAAAAUCAAAGAAGAAAUGGAUGAAGUGAAAAAAGAGAAAAUGAAAGGAGAAAUAGAAGGAGAAAUGCAAAAGAGAACAAAGAUUGAGAAUAUAAUUAUGAUCCUGAAUGAAAAGAUAGAGUGGGAGAGGAGAGAGAUGGAGGAGAUAGUCAGACAAAAGGUGGAGGACAUAAGGAAAGCCUAUGAAGGAGAGGCUGGAAUGGAGGCAGAGAGAAGCCUUAUAAAAAGUAUCCUUCCUGAAAUCCAGAGAAAUAUAUUGACCUCCAAAUCAAAGAUGGAGGAAUAUUUCAGAGGACAGAUGGAAGAGAAGGACAAAGAGCUGGAGUUACUGAAAAAGACACUGACACAGCUUAAAGAAGAGGAAAACAAAUCCAUGUUGGGAAAAGAGGCUCAUAAAGAGCCUGGAGAAAUUGCCUUCAGAAACAAGUGGAGGAAACGUGGUGGUAGUAUAUGAUUACAGAGAAAUUCACAUUGUUUUAUAAGACAGUGAUAAGUUUAUUAAUGUAAAUCUAUGAUUAAUUCUGUCUUGUUUGCUGGAGAGAAGAAGUUCUACUCUUGAGCAUUUAACAAUCCUGGCAACCAGCCACAUACAAAACUGGUGCAAAUGAUUUUGUGGAUUUAAUAGAAAUGACAUAAUUACAAAGGCAGUUUCUAAACCUAACUCAUCAUAUUAUAUUCUCAUAUUAUCAUACAUCUCAUAUUAUCAUUAACCAUUGGUGAUUUUUCCUAUUGUUUAUGAUUGUGAAUAGUAGUUACACCGUGCUUGUCUGUAAUGCUGUAUAACAGUGUAUCAGUGGGAGUCUUUUGUGAUGAUGAAAUUCUAAUCUUUGUAUGUGUUGUCAACCAAAGACUUUUAUUUUGUAAAUUUUAAUUACAUUUUGUGCAUCAAAAAUAUGGAACAUGUAUCAAUAAAUGUUUGUUAGACUCCA